AUGGACAUAGUUACAGUUCAGAAGAAGACGCGAACAGAGGUUGUCACUGAGCAGAAAUGCUACAUUGAAGCGUUUAGUCAAUGGAAUGAGGAUGACCAAGUUUACUUUCUUUGCCAGUUGCUUUCCCGUAUGACACACGCACAGCACUCCCAGAUCAAUAGUCUCCUAGAGCCCCUACUUCAGUGUGAUAUUAUCACAGCCCUACCCUCCAGUGGUGUGUCAAACAUUUCUGCUGAUAUCCUUUCCUACCUCGAUGCAACCUCCCUGCUGGCCGUCGAAUUAGUAUCCAGAGGGUGGCAGAGAAUAGUUGUCCGCUACCAGCUCUGGCGUAAACUGAUCUCGCGGCGCAUUGAGUCUGAUCAUAUGUGGCGCGGACUCGCUGAGCGUCGCGGCUGGCUCUCCUUCAUCAGUUUGCCUGAUCCAACCGUCCUCUCUUCACUCCUGGAACAGCGUUUAUCCUUGUUAAACUGCGGGCAGGCACAGAAACGGGGCUUAGAGUUUUCAUCAAUCAAGCUCCUUCCCCAGCCUCAGCAACCGACUCCAUUUGGCGACAGCUGGAAUCUAUUACCGACUUCCCUUACUUCUGCUACCGCAGGUGCGGUGGCGACAGCUGCUUCCCCCACGCCUACUUAUUCCCAAUCUUGUUCCUUUGAGAAGAUGAUGCUUGCACAUCGCUUCUAUAAGCAGCUUUAUCCUCGUAUUAUUCGUGACAUCCGCCGAAUCAAUGACAAUUGGAACCAUGGUCGUUUUCGGCUCACCCGGAUUAGGUGUCACAGCGACACCUCCAAAGGUGUCUAUUGCUUGCAAUACGACUCAGAAAAGAUUGUCUCAGGGCUACGGGAUGACACCAUCAAGGUGUGGCGCCGUGUGGGCCCUGCAUCGGCCAACUCUGUUUUCGCCGCCUGUGCAGCUGGUGAUAUUCCCACUAUCGCCUCCGCAUCGGCAGAGGUGGCAACAGCUGCAGGUGGACACGCCGAGAGAGGGGAUGGCGGUGCUGCGGCAGGGAACGAAAGUGAGGCCGCUCAAUCGGAAUCUGACGGUUACCAAUGUACACAGGUGCUGCGAGGUCAUACCGGUUCUGUGCUCUGUCUGCAGUACGAGGGUAACCUGUUAAUCAGCGGUUCCAGUGACUCCAAAGUGCGCAUCUGGGACCUGUCUACGGGCGAGUGCCUUCACAUCCUUGAUAAGCACUACGAGGCAGUGUUACACCUACGCUUCCGAAAUAAUGUUCUUGUCACAUGUUCGAAGGACCGUAAUAUCGCGGUUUGGGACAUGGAUGCGCUUCCGAAGGAGAUCCACCUGCGUGUCAUCCUCUCCGGUCAUCGCGCAGCCGUUAACGUGGUAGAUUUUGACGAGCGUUACAUUGUGUCGGCUAGUGGUGAUCGUACGAUCAAGGUAUGGCAUACAGACACAUCAACAACAAAUCCUGUUCGCACGCUCUCUGGUCACCGUCGCGGCAUCGCUUGCCUGCAGUACCGUGCGCCUUAUGUCGUAUCGGGCUCCUCCGACUUCACCAUCCGCAUAUGGGCCAUCGAGACUGGUGUUUGCUUCCGCGUUCUUGAGGGUCACGACGAACUCGUGCGUUGCAUCCGAUUUGACAACAAACGUAUUGUCUCUGGAGCCUAUGAUGGCAAAAUUAAGAUUUGGGACUUCAAGGCGGCGCUGAAUCCUCGAUCUCGAACGAAUCAGUUGUGUAUCAAGACCCUGCACGAGCACACUGGUCGCGUGUUUCGUCUCCAGUUUGAUGAUUUCCAAAUUGUCUCCUCAUCUCACGAUGACUCCAUCCUCAUUUGGGACUUUACCCACGUGGAUCCCGGCUCAGCAAACAAUCAAGAUGACGAAACUGGGAUGGGGGAGAAUGAUGACGGUUUCUUCAAUGAGGAGGCGGUUGCUGCGGCUGCCGGAGCGAUCCCAAACCUGUCCAAUUUGCGCCAAAUACGAAUCAUCCAACCGCGCUCACCUCAGGCAACCAACAGGCCUACAGCAAUUACUACUUUAACUGCUGCUGCCAUUGCUUCUGCGGGCACAUCUGCUGGUGAUGCUCUUGUUACUUCUCAGGCUGUCAAUCAAGAAGUACUCGCACCACCCUCCUCAUCCUCCGCCUCCUCCACCGUCACAGCCACAAAUCCUACUCUACCUCCCCACUCCUACUCCCCCGCUUCACGUCGUCAAAAUUGA
This is a messenger RNA of Hydatigera taeniaeformis, 2178 nucleotides long. Lineage: Eukaryota; Metazoa; Platyhelminthes; Cestoda; Cyclophyllidea; Taeniidae. The record is from the annotation of a GenBank genome assembly.